Dicentrarchus labrax (European seabass) is the source of this 1533-nucleotide messenger RNA. It is a transcript of the gene 42sp43, whose product is annotated as P43 5S RNA-binding protein. The transcript has 9 exons. The coding region runs from base 117 to 1235 and encodes 372 amino acids. Lineage: Eukaryota; Metazoa; Chordata; Actinopteri; Moronidae. The record is from RefSeq and is a predicted model, not a curated record. Gene Ontology annotation, cellular component: nucleus.
CCGACGCUGCUAAUUAACCAAUUAAGAUCUCUCAAGAAGCUAUAAGACAGGCUGACAAAAGCGGCGGCCUUUCCAUUACACACUUUCGUUGGAGAAGUGUUCGGAUAUCGAGGAAAAUGAACGGUGUGAGCAGUGGGAAAGCUGUCCGCGUCCCGCAGCUGUGUAGCUGCGUCCACCCGAACUGUGGAGCGACUUUCACCAGACAGUGGAGGCUGAAAGAGCAUGAGACGGUGCACACCGGAGCGCGCCCGUGCCAGUGCACAAUUGCUGGCUGUGGUCGUCGUUUCUCAAGAAAAUCGCACCUGAGCCGCCACAUGCUUCAGCACAGAGGGGUGAAGCAAUUCAAAUGCAAGUUUGCGAGCUGCACGCAGAGUUUCCUGGACUCAGGCAAACUGAAGAGACACGUGCGCUACGCCCACGGAGACAAACUGAAGUAUUUCAAGUGUAGCCAGCCACACUGCUCCUUGACUUUCAAAAAGCGCAGAACGUUUAAACUGCACUUACAGGAGCAUGAAUUGUCUUCCAAGUUCAAGUGUUCGAAGGACGGAUGCGCUGCCACAUUCGACUCCCAUAUCGCUCGCAAAGCCCAUGAGAAGAAGCACGCAGGUUACCGCUGCCCUCAUGCUAACUGUCAGGUGCUGGAACACACCUGGGGGAAACUUCAUAAGCAUAUGGUAAAACAUCCAGCCACAUUCACGUGCAAAGCGUGCAAGAAGGUGUUCAAGAAAGGGGAUGCUCUGCGGCGUCACAAACGGAUCCACGCUUCCCAUAAACCAGUCCUGGUUUGCCCCAGAGAUGACUGCCAGGCCUACUUCUCUACAACCUUUAACCUGCAGCACCACAUCCGCAAGGUGCACCUCGAGCUCUUAAAAUAUAGAUGCUCCUUCCCCGACUGCCCACGCAUGUUUGCCAUGCGGGAGAGUAUGACCAGACACCUGCUUCGUCAUGACUCAAGCGCCACCAUUCUGAAGAAACGUCAAAGGCCUAAGAAGUCCUGGCAGAAGCGUUUGGAUGGACAAAAUCUGCCACUUGUGGAAGAAAACUUGCGCCGUCUCUUUGCCCUGCGUAUGCGGAUCUCCCGACGUGCCAAAGUGGAAACCAACCUCUCAGGCCUCUUCAAUGAACGCAAGAUCCCUCAUUAUGUUGACCCAGAAGUCAACCUGCGCAAUCUGUUUGGUAUCAAAAAGCCUCGUCCUGUGGAGGCGAAGCCUGAAGUUGCACCAGUAGAAAGUUAAAUAAAAAUCCAUCCAGCAUAGAUGUGGAUUUUGACCUAAGUUUGAACUUCCUGAAAUCUUGGCAGGCUGAAGUUGGACUUUAAUUUUUGAGAAAUUAGAAAUUGGGUCUGUUUGGUUUGUGUUUUAAUGUAGUAGACGUACAUUAAAUUAUUAUUUUCAAAAUAAUUUAUUAGAAUCAAGCGUUUGAGAAUUUCAAAAACUGAAUUCUAGUUCUGGAAGACAAAUGUCUUAAUUGAAAUGCUUAUUUUGUAAAUUUGCACUUGUUGACCCAAUAAAAUGAUUUACAUUUUGAUCAAAA